AUGGCAUCACUUGAUAACCAAGGCCUAUGGUCUGAAAUAGACAUUCUGAAGUUACUGGAAUGCAUGAAGCAUAAUAUCCCAUCAGAUGACUCCAGAGAAUUCCAAAAGAGCCAGACCGAUCUAGACUGGAGCAAAGUAGCUUUUGGACUGUUUUCAGGAGAAAUGUGCAAACAGAAAUGGAUGGAGAUUUCUUGUAAUUUAAGGAAGUUCCGCACGCUGACAGAAUUAGUGCAAGAAGCCAAGGAACUUAUGAAAAAAACUCACAAAAAUAAAAUAGUCAAGGAGCAUCCUGACCAACCCAAAAGACCCUUGACUGCCUAUCUGCGCUUUUACAAGGAGCAGAGAGCCAAAUACUGUCAGAUGUACCCUAAGUACAGCAAUGCACAGCUGACCAAAAUCCUGGCUGAGAAAUACCAUCGGCUGCCGGCAGAGAUAAAGCAGAGAUAUAUCAUGGACUUCAAGAAGGAGAAACAAGACUUUCAGAAAAAGAUGAGUCAAUUCAAGAAAAACCAUCCUGUUUCAGGGCAUCCUAAGAAAUCUGAGGUGCCCCAGAGAUACCCAACCAAAGUCCCUAUGAAGUCACAAAGAGAUAUGAAAAAUAUCAAGUCUCUGGUAAAAACAGAACUUCCCAAAACAGUUUCCUCAGGUAUGAAAUUUCAGGGAGAACCCAGGAAACCCCCUAUGAAUGCAUAUCACAAAUUUCACCAAGACUCAUGGUCAAGUCCGGAGCUGAGGCAUCUGUCCUUUAGGAAGCGCUGGGUUGAAAUUGGCAGGCGUUGGCAUCAAGUCCCGGAGAACGAGAAAGAGCAUUAUAGCAAACAGGUUGAGAGGCUCCAGAAACAAUACAGGGUGAAGCUGGACCUCUGGCUCAAGAGAUUGUCUCCUGAGGAAUAUGCUGCAUACAAAGAGGCAAAGGCCACCUGUGGUAAGCGAAAAAACAUGGGCAUGUCUGGAGGCAGAAGCCCCAAGUUUGGACGAACAGACGAUCUGCAGUCCUCCUCAGAGAAAGGGCUUCAACUAAAGCCUUCAGAGGUAGAGGAGCUACUAGAUCCUGGGACAGAUUCCUCAGAGACUAUUCGGGGUCAUCAUGAUAGCUCCCAGUCAUCCAGGCAAGAUAUCACGGAUGAGAGCGAAGAAGAAGAAGAGGAAGACUCUAGCACCUCCUCAGAUCCUAGUAGUACAGAUGAAGAUGAUGAAAAUCUUCCUCAGGGGAACCCUCAGAUUUAG
Mus pahari (shrew mouse) is the source of this 1227-nucleotide messenger RNA. It is a transcript of the gene Ubtfl1, whose product is annotated as upstream binding transcription factor like 1. The transcript has a single exon. Bases 1 to 1227 code for a protein of 408 amino acids. NCBI's taxonomy places the organism in Eukaryota, Metazoa, Chordata, Mammalia, Rodentia, Muridae. The record is from RefSeq and is a predicted model, not a curated record.